Pollicipes pollicipes is the source of this 1207-nucleotide messenger RNA. Its product is annotated as protein singed. Gene Ontology annotation, cellular component: cytoplasm; actin cytoskeleton. The transcript is spliced from 8 exons. The record is from RefSeq and is a predicted model, not a curated record. Gene Ontology annotation, biological process: actin filament bundle assembly; cell migration; establishment or maintenance of cell polarity. Bases 137 to 1207 code for a protein of 356 amino acids. NCBI's taxonomy places the organism in Eukaryota, Metazoa, Arthropoda, Thecostraca, Pollicipedomorpha, Pollicipedidae. Gene Ontology annotation, molecular function: actin filament binding; protein-macromolecule adaptor activity.
CACACUUGACGCCGGUGAACGCUGCUGGGUGGAGCUCAACGUUUGCAGCCGGGCACAGGUUUCAACUGCGUGCGACCCUCGUGUAUAAAGGCAGCGGGUCAUUCGGUGCAGGAGAGCGUCCAAAACCAAGCUAGCCAUGCCGAUCAUGUCGAUAUGCCGCACGCCCGACUCGGACGGGUGGGAAGAGCUGCAGGACAUGAGCUUCAUCCAGCCCUACCUGGACAAGAUGAACGGGUCCGGCCACGGCACUAAUGGGUCUGCUGGGACGCCGGACGAUGAGCGAGCCUGGACCAUCGGCGUCAUCAACUCGCGUGCCAAGUAUCUCACUGCGGAAACGUUCGGAUACAAGAUCAACGCCAACGGCGUUUCCUUGAAGAAAAAGCAGCUGUGGACGCUGCAGCCGACCGGACAGCGCGACCACGUGAGCCUGCGCUCCCACCUCGGCAAAUACCUGGCCGUCGACAGCUUCGGCAACGUCACGUGCGAGGCCGACGAGCUGGAGCCGGGCGCCGUGUUCGAGAUCGCCGUGGCCGACGACGGCAGUGGCCGCUGGGCCUUUAAGAACGUGGAGCGGAAGUACUUCUUGGGCGCCGGCGGCGAUAAGCUCCUGUGCAACGCCAAGACACCCUCAGACGGAGAGCUUUGGUACAUUCACCUGGCAGCUCGGCCCCAGGUCAACGUGUACAGCGUGGGACGCAAGCGGUUCGCGCACCUCUCCGAGUCCCUGGAGGAGAUCCACGUGGACGCCAACAUCCCCUGGGGCGAGGAUACGCUCUUCACGCUCGAGUUCCGCGACAACCACUACGCCGUGCACACGUGCAACAACCUAUACCUGCACCGCGAUGGGCGACUGCAGAGCUCCUGCUCCGAGGACUGUCUCUUCGCCAUCGAGUACCACAACGGCAGCCUGGCGCUGCGUGACCGCUCAGGCCGCUACCUUUCUCCCAUCGGCUCCAAGGCCCUACUUAAGACACGUGCCCAGGCAGUGACUAAGGACGAGCUGUUCUCGCUGGAGAACUCUCUGCCCCAGGCCUGUUUCGGCGCCGUGCUCAACGACCGCUACGUCAGCGUCAAACAAGGCGUUGACGUGACGGCCAAUCAGGAGGAGGUGGGAGAGCACGAGCGCUUCCUGAUGGAGUACGACCUGGCCACGCGACGCUGGUACAUCCGCACCAUGCACGACAAGUACUGGACGCUCGAGCGCUGA